This is a messenger RNA of Sinocyclocheilus grahami, 1358 nucleotides long. RefSeq names its product T-cell leukemia homeobox protein 3-like. The transcript is spliced from 4 exons. Gene Ontology annotation, cellular component: nucleus. Lineage: Eukaryota; Metazoa; Chordata; Actinopteri; Cypriniformes; Cyprinidae. The record is from RefSeq and is a predicted model, not a curated record. Gene Ontology annotation, molecular function: DNA-binding transcription factor activity, RNA polymerase II-specific; RNA polymerase II cis-regulatory region sequence-specific DNA binding. Gene Ontology annotation, biological process: regulation of transcription by RNA polymerase II; animal organ development. The coding region runs from base 202 to 1113 and encodes 303 amino acids.
AAUGUGAUUUCUGUUCUUCACUGUUUUUGUUCAUCAGAUGGCAGCGAUAUAAAAUUGCGUGGGCUCUGAGCACUUCAAGGAAGAAUAUUUGUUUGUUAAAAAUUAAUUCUGUACCUUUGGGAAUAAAUCGUGUUGCGUUGAAGUUUUAGGAAUUAAACAUCACAACCGUCCAAGCUGUGCGCAACAGAAAGUACCGCGACGAUGGAGCACACGGGGAUCGAAGAGGUGAACCAGACGCACCAGCAGCACGAACCCAUCAGCUUUGGAAUAGAUCAGAUUCUCAAUGGCUCGGACCAACCGAGUAGUUGCAUGCUGCCGAACAGAACCGGCGACCCGGACUACGCGCUCGCGCCGAACGUCUAUGCCAACGGCUACAACAGCGUGUACAAUCCGGCCUGUUCGAUGGCGGCGGGACUGGCAAAUUCCUACAACGUAAACAUGAACAUGAAUGUGAGCAUGAAUAUGAACGUUAACGUGAACUCAGGGAACGCAGGUGGUGUCAUCCGCGUCCCGGCCCACAGACCCAUGCCACCCGCACCUCACCCGCCGACUUCUGCCCAUCCACCGGGCAUCGCGGCGGGGAUACCCACCAUGCCCACGCUCCCCAGCAUGGGCAGCCCCGCCAGCUUCACGUUCCCCUGGAUGGAGAGCAGCAGAAGAUUUGCCAAAGAUCGGCUGACCGCUGCUCUUUCACCGUUCUCCGUGACACGACGGAUCGGUCAUCCGUACCAGAACCGAACUCCGCCGAAACGGAAAAAGCCCCGCACGUCGUUCAGCCGCGUGCAGAUCUGCGAGCUGGAGAAACGCUUCCACCGGCAGAAGUACCUGGCGUCCGCGGAGCGAGCCACGCUCGCCAAGGCCUUGAAGAUGACAGAUGCUCAGGUCAAAACCUGGUUUCAAAACAGAAGAACAAAAUGGAGGAGGCAGACCGCUGAGGAGAGAGAGGCUGAGCGACAGCAAGCCAACCGUCUAAUGCUGCAGCUCCAACAGGAGGCCUUUCAGAAGACCCUGAGUCAGCCGCACCAACAAGACCCUCUCUGCCUACACAACUCCUCGCUUUACGCCCUGCAGAACUUACAGCCUUGGGCAGAAGAAAACAAGCUACCCAUCUAAGAGAAGGAGGGGCUUUGUCCUUUCCAACCCAAAACCGCAAAGCUGUCUGAUGAAUUUCACCCAUCAAGACGACUGUUUGUCUACGUGCCAUUUGGCAUCAAGGAGACUGACUCAACCCCAGACUCGUUCAUUCUUGUUCUUUUUAUUUGUGUUUUUUUUUCCCUUUGGACUUUGUAAGAUGUGUUUGUGAUGCAUGUUCUCUACAUUUCCUGUAUGAAGAGAUGGACUAAAAACUAUUAGUUCUG